Messenger RNA from Centropristis striata (black sea bass), 739 nucleotides. RefSeq names its product troponin I, cardiac muscle-like. The record is from RefSeq and is a predicted model, not a curated record. Gene Ontology annotation, biological process: muscle contraction. The coding region runs from base 1 to 537 and encodes 178 amino acids. The transcript has 7 exons. Gene Ontology annotation, cellular component: troponin complex. Lineage: Eukaryota; Metazoa; Chordata; Actinopteri; Perciformes; Serranidae.
AUGACAGACUUUCCAAGGAAGCCAAAAUAUUCAGCAACUCGCCGACUGCAUUUGAAGUCCAAACUGCUGAAGAAGGCAGCUUCUAUGCUGGUGGCUGAAAGCGAAAGGAAGAAACAAGAGAAGGAAAGAGUUGUGAGCGAGUGCUUUCCUCCACUGAAGCUGUCAGGUCUGUCGGUCCAGGAGCUCCAGGAUCUUUGCAAAGAACUACAUCGUAAGAUCGAUGUUGUAGAUGAAGCUCGUUAUGAUUUAGAGGUUAAAGUAUCCAAAAAUGACACAGAGAUCCAGACACUGAAUCAGAAGGUCAUUGGGCUUAAGGGGGCAAAGAGGCCCAACUUGAAGAGGGUGAAGAAAUCCACAGACGACAUGCUGGGUGCAUGCACCGACACCACCAAACUCAUGAAAUCUGAUUUCAAGGCCAACCUUAAAACAGUGAAGAAGGAUGAAGAAAAGAAGGAAGAAGUAACCGACUGGCGUAAGAACGUGGAGGCCAUGUCCGGUAUGGAGGGCAGGAAGAAGCUGUUUAACGCAGGACAAUAAGAAGAAUCAUUGUCCAAAUUCAAGAAGAAGUUUCUAUUGCUGGAUGAAAUAAAAACUGGUUUUGUAAAGAAUGAUAUCAACAAUAGGCACUUAAAACAUGUAACAAGAGGCACUAUUUAGAUUAUACAAUAUUAAAAUAGUUUCAUCUUUAUUUAAUGUAAACAUGUAUGUUAAAAUAUCACUGUAUGGCAUGUAUGUAAUA